This is a messenger RNA of Myzus persicae (green peach aphid), 2169 nucleotides long. RefSeq names its product la-related protein 7 (gene Larp7). Gene Ontology annotation, cellular component: nucleus. Gene Ontology annotation, molecular function: mRNA binding. The transcript has 9 exons. Gene Ontology annotation, biological process: RNA processing. The record is from RefSeq and is a predicted model, not a curated record. Bases 280 to 1878 code for a protein of 532 amino acids. Lineage: Eukaryota; Metazoa; Arthropoda; Insecta; Hemiptera; Aphididae.
GAUAGUGAGUCUGAAUGUUGGACACUUGGACCGUCCCAACUGGCCCAGUGAUCUAUAAUAUAAGAUAUUAUACUAUUAAAUAUUAAUGAUUAUAAUAUAUUAGUAUAUAACCUCCGAACAUCAUCAAAUUCAAAGUAUUGCAAACGUUGAAAUGUCAGUCGUGUGAAAGUGAUUUAACCGAAAUUGACCAUAUCAUUAACGGUUUCUCAUCAAACGCUUUGUAGUCAGUACUGGACACUAGUAGCAUACUGUUGUUACUUGUUCUUGAUCUCGAACGUAAUGGAACCAUCUAGUGAUAUAAGUAUUGAAAGUGUUGAAGAAAAUAUUCUAAAAUCUUCAUUAAAUCGAGUUAGAAAAAGAAAAAAGCAGCUUUACACUGAUUUAAAACAACUAUUGGAAUUUUAUCUAAGUGAUGCUAAUUUAAGAAAAGAUAGGUAUUUUGGACAUCUUAUGCAAACCAGUCAAUGUAUUAGUAUUGACACAUUCUUGAACUGUAAUAAAAUUAAGAGUUUAACCAAAAAUCCAGAAGAUAUAAUUAAAGCUGUAGAGAGCUCUAGUGUUCUAACUGUUAGUGAUUGUAAAACCAAAAUUUAUAGGAUUAAGCCUAUUGAAGAAAAACAACCCGAGGAUGUUGAACGCUGUACAGUAUAUGUGGAACAAUUGCCUCCUAAAGCAAAUCAUGAUUGGAUUAAAUCAAUGUUUGAAAAAUAUGGAAGUGUUGCUUACAUUUCAUUGCCUAAAUUUAAAAGUGGAACAAUUAAAAGAUUUGCAUUUAUUGAAUUUGAUAAUGAAGAAUCUGCCAUCAAAGUUCUUGAAGAAUACAAAAAAUUACAUGAAGUACCAAAAAUCCUUCCAGAAGAACUGCAAAGUAUAAUUACUUUUAAAGAAGAUGAAGAUAAAAAGGAUGCAGAUGAAAGUACUGACAAUAUUAAUUCUCCGAAAAAAAGAAAACAUUCUAUUAGCAUAGAAGAUGUUAAAGGAAAGAAAUUGAAGAAAGAAACACCUCAAGUAAACAGUUCUGGAAUUAAAAAUAGUAAGAAAAAGAAGAAAAAAGACAAAACUAAGAAAAGUGAUUUGGAUGGUGAACAAAAAAAUUCUUCAUUUGAAAUUAGUGAUGGUGAAAAUAACCAGAAAACUUUAAUUGAAAAUCUUGAUAUCAGUAUUUCAAAACCAGAAGAAAUUAUCACAAGUGAUGAUGAUAAAAAAGAAUUAAAUAUCGAGCCUAACAAUACUGAUUCAAAUAUAAAAAAAAAAAGAAAACGUAAUAAAGGAAAAAAAGUCAAAUUAGAUGCUAAUUUAACUUCACCUGUGCUAAGAAUAAUGUCAAAAACCGAGUGGAGAAAACUAAGAAAUCAAUUUUUAAAUAUGCAACGACAAAAAAUGUCUUUAUUAAAAGCUCAGUUGCGGCGUCCUAAGUAUAAUGAAAAUGUGUGGAAAAGUAAUGAUGCCAAUACAAAUAUUCAAAUUGUAGAUGUAGAAUUACCAAAAAAUAAUGAUAUUCGUGUAAAGUAUGAACCUGGUGUAAUAUUGAAAAUUUCAUUUACAAAUCCAAUUGAGUCUGAUAAAAUAUUCAAAGCUGAAGCAAAAGCUGAUUCUAGUGUGAAGUUUGUUGAUGUUGUACACAAUUCUGAAGCUUACGUUCGAUGCGAUUGUCCAGAAACUGCUAUAAAAAUAGCCAAGGAAAACCGAUGGCCUCAAACCACGUUAUUAACAGGUGAAGAAGAAAAGCUUUAUUGGGAUAAAAUUUUAAGAGAUAGAGAAAUUAAGUGUACCAAGCAAAAAGAAACUAAAAAACCACGAGGUCGUGAAAAGCUAAUUAAAAAAGCAGAAAAAAGAUUGGCUCAACAUCUUACAUUUAAUCAAGAAGAUGAUGAAUAAAUAUAAAUAUUCCUUUUUAAUUUUUACAAGAGCAAUAAAUGUAUUUACAAUGUUUUUCUUUUGUGUGUCUGAUGACAAUUUUUUAGAAUAAAUAUCUCAAUAUUGAGAAUGAUUUCUGGAAGAAACUUUAGCCAGGUUCAUCAUAUAUUUGUAAAAUGACAAUAUUUUAUUGUGUAUGGAAUGAUUUGAUGCAUUCAAAUUAAAAGAAGCUUUGGUUAACCCUCAUAUAGAUGAAAAAUUGUUCUGAUUUACCUAGCAUUAAUACCAAUAUUAUUAUUUUUUCUAAACAAC